Molecule: messenger RNA, 576 nt
Organism: Ochlerotatus camptorhynchus
Lineage: Eukaryota; Metazoa; Arthropoda; Insecta; Diptera; Culicidae
Gene: cib
Product: thymosin beta cib
Exons: 3
Coding region: 39-431 (130 amino acids)
Biological process (GO): actin filament organization
Cellular component (GO): cytosol
Molecular function (GO): actin monomer binding
Source: RefSeq, a predicted model, not a curated record
UUUUUUUCAGGAUCGUUCCACUAAAUACACUUAUUAUAAUGGAAACAGCCACUGCAACUUCGUUGAAAGACUACAAAAAAGUCGGUGCUGAUCUGAAAACACAAUUGGAGAGCUUUAAUACCGAAAAUCUUUCCAAGGCGGACACCCAAGAAAAAAUCGUUCUUCCAACUGCCGAAGACGUCCAGACCGAGAAAACUCAAAAAAGCCUAUUUGUUGGCAUUGAAACUUUUGAUGCAACCAAGUUGAAACAUGCUGAAACAUGUGAAAAAAACCCCUUGCCUGAUAAGGAAGCCAUUCAACAGGAAAAGGGCCAGAAUAAUUUCAUCAAAGGCAUCGAAUCGUUCGACACUUCCAAAUUAAAGCAUACUGAGACGUGCGAGAAAAAUCCGUUACCAACCAAAGAAACAAUUGAGGAAGAGAAAAAAUCAUAAAUAUUUCCAAUGUAGCCGAAAUCAACAAAACACCAUUUCAUUUUACAACAAAGUAAUACUACUAAAUGAACGUCCAUUGCAGGACUUAAUCCUAUUGAUGAAACACUAUCGAAUAAUUUUACAAAUAUUUAUACAUCUAACACAA